Messenger RNA from Acytostelium subglobosum LB1, 1386 nucleotides. RefSeq lists its product as hypothetical. Gene Ontology annotation, molecular function: sulfotransferase activity. Lineage: Eukaryota; Evosea; Eumycetozoa; Acytosteliales; Acytosteliaceae. Bases 1 to 1386 code for a protein of 461 amino acids. Gene Ontology annotation, cellular component: membrane. The record is from RefSeq and is a predicted model, not a curated record. The transcript has 2 exons.
AUGGGGAAGAAGGUUGCAGCCACAAAGGUGAUGAUGACACCAAAGAUGAUACUGGCGAUAUGUAUCUGUAUUGUGGUGUUGACGACAAUGUACUCAAUGAAGAUGAUUAGAACUAAAUCAAUGAUUGAGACAUUGGACGAUGACCCAGAUUAUCAACAAUCACAACAACAACAACAACAAUCACAAGAACAACCACCUUUACUAUUACAACCUCAUCAACAACAAGUGUUGGGCGUGGAUACUAGUAGUGAACAGAGAGUACCUAAUCAUGUGCCGCGUAGGUUUGCCCCGGUGAGCAGACCGACACCAAAGCCACAGUUGACAUCGGAGGAGUUGGAAGCAGAGGAAAGGAUCAAGAAGGAACAGGCCAUCGCCAAUGAAGCCGAGCGAAAGGUGUUGGUACAACGCGUCUUCCAGGAGGUGUUGGACGAGCGCGAGAUGAUCUCUGCUAUCCAGGCCGACAAACACUCGACCGUUAAGUUGCCACAGUAUGCGGUUCUUCCUUCUCUUCCUUUCGACUACCGUCCACUUGAUCAAGAAACCGACCAGCAGUACCUGCUCGACAACAAGUGGAAACUGAAAAAGGAACUGAAUCCAUUCCUCUUGCAAAAGCCUCAUAUAUUCGUUCACAUUGCCAAGACGGCCGGCUCAUCACUGGGCAACAUCUUCAAGAGAAACGAGCGUCGUGAUCAAUUUAGUCACUACUGGGUGCACCCUGGCAAGCACGAGCUGGAAUUUGUCGCCGGACACAAGUCCACUAUCUUUGGCCACAUUCGCUUUGGACUUCACUUUUACUAUCGCGACAUGCAUCCAAAUCGUGUGACACUGCGCGACGACGGUCUCAACCCAUACUCCUACAUGACAAUGAUGCGCGAGCCCGUCGACAGGGUCAUCUCACAUUAUUAUUAUCAUCGUCAGAAUAAGCGCGAUCCUGGUCAUGCUCUGGCCAUGAAGUACACACUCCAAGAAUGGUUGGAGCGCAGUCCAGCCGCCAACAACGAACAAGCCAGGAUGCUAUGUGGCGUAGCUCCACCCGAGUACAUUGAUAACGAGAGCCUUACCGAGACAUGUGCUCACCAUCAUUUGAAAUAUACUUAUAAGUUUGUUGGAUUAACGGAGAAGUUCCCAGAGAGUCUGGUGUUGUUGACACAUUAUGCAGGAUUCCAGGCGAUCAGAUUCUCAAAGAUCAACACUGGAACGCAGAGACCCAGUGUGUCUGAGGUGCCAGUGGAGAUUGUCGAAGAGAUCAAACGAAGGAAUUACAUGGACAUUGAACUAUAUAAUAUUGCCAAAGAGAUGUUCGAGAUGCAGAUCGAUGCAAUUGGUCGCGAAUUCGUCGAGCGAGAAGUUAAGGAGUUUAGAAAGAGAAUAAAGGUGCUGCAUUGA